This is a messenger RNA of Diorhabda sublineata, 1947 nucleotides long. Its product is annotated as rho-related GTP-binding protein RhoU-like. Bases 105 to 803 code for a protein of 232 amino acids. Gene Ontology annotation, biological process: small GTPase-mediated signal transduction. The record is from RefSeq and is a predicted model, not a curated record. The transcript has 3 exons. Lineage: Eukaryota; Metazoa; Arthropoda; Insecta; Coleoptera; Chrysomelidae. Gene Ontology annotation, molecular function: GTPase activity; GTP binding.
ACUCACGCUGUCUAGAUAAAUUGACGUCUGUGUACCGACUCCGGCUAUGAAUAACAUUUCACGUAAAAGUUAAAUAGAAGUAGAGUUAGAAAAUUAAGCUAAAAAUGACACCUCAAUCUACCCCAGGGUUUCACUAUACAAAACAACCCCUUUUAACGCAAAAUACUACCCACGUGACAAUAACUAAUUCUAAAAAGUUGAAGAAAAACAAGUGUCAAGGUAAACAUAAAAAAAUCAAGUGUGUUAUUGUUGGAGACCAAGCAGUCGGAAAAACUUCUUUAGCUGUAUCUUACAGUAACGACAGUUUUCCUAGUGAAUAUGUUCCUACAGCUUACGACAAUUAUAACGUUCAAGUACAGGUGAACGGAAAACCUGUAAGGGUAGAGCUCUGUGAUACAGCUGGAGAGGAUGGACUCAAUCCUCUUAGGCACCUUUGCUACCCGGGCAGUGACGUCUUUAUGUUAUGUUUUUCAAUUGUAAAGCCUAAUUCUUUCAUAUCUGCAUGUACUAGAUGGGCUGACGAACUUUCUCGAUUAGGCGCGGCUGUAGUUCUUGUAGGAACCCAAGCGGAUCUUGCGACUAAUGUUGAUGUGAUUAACCGGUUGAGACAAUUCGGCCAACGACCAGUGAUGCAGUCAGAAGCUAGAGGCCUCGCCGAAAGACUAAAUGCUCCUUACAUAGAGACCUCUGCUUUGGCAUGCACUCAUUUAAAAGAAGCCUUUGAUACAGCCAUUGUGAUAGCUUUAAAAAGACAAAAAAGAAAAACGCGACCCUGGAUGAAACUGCUUUGUUGUAUUCGUUAGUUGUUAUUACGGAAUAAUUUUUUCGUUCUCUGUACAGAAUUUGUAAAGCAUGAAAAGAAUAUUUUGUGCUCGGUUAACGUCAGUAUUUUUUAUUAAAUAAGGUAUUGGCAGAAACCAAUGCUGAAAGGAAUGAAUAUUAAAGUUUCAUUUAAUUAUGUAUCUUAAUGAAAUUCGCCAAUUCAUAUUUCUAUAUGAUAAAAAAUUUGCAUUGGUUUCUUGUUUCGUAUAUAAACACCGUCUACUGAAAAUAUUUUAGUAAAAAAUGAGAUGAGAUAUUUUUUAAAUAUCCAUAUACUUAGUUUAUUCUUAUUUUUUUCGGAAUUAUUCACUACAAUCUCGGAUAAAUCUUCGAACAUCGUAUUUUUCAGAAUAGAGAUAUAGAUUCUAGGUAAUAAUGCUUACUAUUUAAAAAAAUUGAAACCUCAUUUUUUAUAUUUAAUAUCUUCUUUUUUAUAAAAUACUUGUAGUUUAUACAUUUAAAAAAGUCUCUCUCUACUUGUAAUAUGAAUUUUGACUGAUCCCUCUCUAUCGAUAUGUUACGUGGAAGAACUCAAUUUAAAUUUCAUACCAAUUCGCGAAAAUUACGAUGUGGCCGACAUCUGUUAAUUUUCUUUCAAACUUCAAUAGAGGUGAACAACAUGGCUAGAAUACGAACUAAUUGUGUUGUUUUAUAAACAAAAGUAAGUGUUAUUUGGAAUUUUAGUCAAAAUAGUCAAAUAAUAUAUCUGUUUAAAGUGCUGAGACAAAAACAAACACACAUUCAUAAGGUGCACUUCGAAAACAAUAUAAAUAUGGUAAAAAUUGUAUUGUUACAAAUGUACUUAUUGUUAAAAUCCUAUUUUAGUGGCCAAUAAAACUCUUAUGCACCUUUUUCGUAGUUUCGUCUAGAAUGUCUAGAUAUUCAAGUCCACGAACAAAUGCACUUCCAAUCUUCAACCACAUCAUUCAUAUUAAUUGUUAUCUCACGAGGCUGGGAAGCUAGACCCGACAUCUUUAGACACAAACUUUUAAUGGUUUUUGAAUUUGUUCCAUCUAGACCACAUAAUAAUAUAUGUCCCGUUUCAACCUAUUUUAACGGUCUGCUUCUGUCUCCAACAUAUUCCAUGAUGUUAAAAAAGGUUAUUUCCAUUUUUUUGUUCUAAAA